AUGGAAGCUGGAACCGCCAUGGAGGAAGAGAAAUGGGUGAGGAGAAAGGAGAGAGAGAAGGGUGGACUGUCAAUGAGAAGGGACGGAUGUGGAGGGGGCCAUUGUAGACGGAUGGGAUCAUGGAUGGGUUUGGAGGAAGAAGAGGAUGAGGAGAAGUGGAUGAGGAGAAAAGGAAGGAGCAGAGAGAGGCAAUCAGCCAUAAGGAAUGGAUUGGAGGACGAGGAUGAGGAGAAGAGGAUGGGGAGAAAGAAGAGGGGGAAAGUGGAGGGAGCUACCAUGGACAAAGAAAAAUGGGUCGCUAUCGAUUUUAAGAUCAUGUAUGAGAACAUGGCCUACUUGUCGAAAAAUAAAGAGGCCAUGGAUGCCAACCUAAUUAUUCUUCAAGAGGAGAAGGAGUCCGAACUCAUCGCGAAACUCAAAAAUCAACUUGAAGAGAAGUUGAAGUUGUUGAAAGAGAAAAAUCAAAAUCUUCUGGACCUUCAGCAAAAAAUAAAUGAACAAGAGAUGAAGAUCUUUGACCUGGUGACUCCAAAGGUUACCAUUGAUAUGGGCAUAAAGAGAGAUCCCAAACCACCCACUGAAGCGGUAGAGGGACUAGCUAAGGAGGCAGAUCAGGAGUCGAUCGGGGUGAAAGUCACUGACGCCAUUAUCGCAGAGCCAAUAACUACAGUGCCUCCAAUCAUAACUGAAGCCUCUAAGGCUACUAAGGAAUCAGAGCCCAUCACAGUCAUAGAGCCCACCGCUAUUGAGGUUGCGAAAGAAUCAUAG
Molecule: messenger RNA, 768 nt
Organism: Elaeis guineensis (African oil palm)
Lineage: Eukaryota; Viridiplantae; Streptophyta; Magnoliopsida; Arecales; Arecaceae
Source: RefSeq, a predicted model, not a curated record